AUGGCCGCCCUCCUCCAACUCCACGCCAUCCGCGCAAAAACAAAAGAACAACUCCGAACCCUCAAUCUAACCUCGACCCCACCCCCCAUCCAACCCCGCCUAAGCCCCUACGCACCCCCCUUCGAACGCGACCCAAAAGCCUUCCCGCAAGACGAAGAAUCCCACGCUUCCGACCCCUCCCCCUACACCUCCCUCCCCGGCAUCUCGCUCCAACCCACAAAAACGGGAUCACACUUCUACCUCGUAAGCUGGGACUCAACCACAGACCCGACAAAUCCACGCAACUGGUCCCUUUCCAAACGCCUGAAAAUUCUUUUUCUGCUAGACUUCGUCGCUGCAAUCGUAACGACAGCGAGUUCCAUCGAAGCACCCGUCGCGCCGCAAAGCGCUGCGUUCUUCGGGGCCGAGGAAUCGCUACAUGCGUUUUGUAGUACGGGGAUUUAUCUCAUGGGGUUUGGAUUGGGCUCGUUGGUUGCGGCGCCGGCGUCUGAGAUACUCGGACGAUACCAGGUGUAUCUGUAUUCGCUGUUGACGUGCGAGUGCUGGCUUAUUGGUGCGGCGCUGGCGCCGAAUUUGGCGUCGUUGGCGAUAUUCAGGUUUUUGGCGGGGUGUUUUGCGUCUGCGCCCAUGACGGUGGCGGGGGGGAGUAUGAGCGAUUUGUGGUCUACGCGGGAGAUGACGUGGACGUUUCCUUUGUUUGGGGCAGUGUGUUUUGGGGGACCUGUAUUGGGGCCUUUGAUUGCGAGUUAUAUUGGAGAGAGCGAGGUUGUGAGUUGGCGGUGGGCUGAGUGGAUAAUUGUGGUUCUGACGGGCGUUUGUAUAGUGGUUGUUGCGAUGGCGAUGGAGGAGACGUAUCCGCCACAGCUGCUGAAGUUGAAGGCGAAGCAGUUGAGGAAGUUUACGGGGGAGAGGCGGUUUAAGACGGCGAAGGAGGAUGAGGAUGAGGGGCUGGGGAGUAAGCUCAAGAAGAACUUUACAAGGCCGUUUCGUUUGGCGCUGGAGCCGAUUGUGGUUCUGCUGACGUUCUACAACACGCUUGUGUAUGUGGUGUUGUUCACGUUCCUUGUGGGUUACCCAUACACAUUCCAAAAGACUUACGGAAUGAGCCAAGGGCUGAAGAAUUUGUGCUUCCUUGGUUUGUUGUUCGGUAUCAUGCUAUCGGCAGCUCUCAUUCCCUUGAUUUGGACAAAGACAGAGCGGCUGUGCCGCGAGAAAGGAGAUGAUGGGUCGGGAAAAUCGAUUCCCCAGGAGUCACGACUGAUGUUUGCGAUGUUCGGAGCGCCAUUCUUACCGAUCGGGCUCUUCUGGAUGGGCUGGACAAGCCAUGAAAGUAUAUCAGUUUGGUCGCCACUUGCCGCCUCGGUCGUCAUUGGUUUCGGUACGGUAUGCAUAUUCAUGAGCACCUACCUAUAUAUCAUCGACAGCUAUCAGAUGUAUGCUGCAUCUGCACUGAGUUUCCAGAGUACGGUACGCUAUGUUAUAGCCAGUGUCAUGACAAUCGGCGGUACAACAAUGUACAGGGACAUUGGGACGAACUGGACGCUAACCGUGCUUGGGUGUAUUGCCAUAGUCGUUACUCCUGUUCCAUAUGUUUUGUACCGCUAUGGCGUAAUCAUUCGCGGGAAGAGUAAAUUUGCUAUUAGAUAG
Messenger RNA from Bipolaris victoriae FI3, 1647 nucleotides. RefSeq lists its product as hypothetical. Bases 1 to 1647 code for a protein of 548 amino acids. The transcript has 3 exons. Gene Ontology annotation, biological process: transmembrane transport. Lineage: Eukaryota; Fungi; Ascomycota; Dothideomycetes; Pleosporales; Pleosporaceae. Gene Ontology annotation, molecular function: transmembrane transporter activity. The record is from RefSeq and is a predicted model, not a curated record.